Messenger RNA from Trachymyrmex cornetzi, 1469 nucleotides. RefSeq names its product Heparan sulfate 3-O sulfotransferase-B (gene Hs3st-B). Gene Ontology annotation, molecular function: [heparan sulfate]-glucosamine 3-sulfotransferase activity. The record is from RefSeq and is a predicted model, not a curated record. The coding region runs from base 262 to 1344 and encodes 360 amino acids. Lineage: Eukaryota; Metazoa; Arthropoda; Insecta; Hymenoptera; Formicidae. The transcript is spliced from 4 exons.
CUAAAUGUGCACUUUCCGCGCGCGAGACCGUGUGUCCGCAUCCGCAACCCUCCACCGGCUGCGCCAGUCGCACGUUGGCCGAUGACGGACGCGCACGGGGUGAAAGUAAACGUGUCUCCGACCGGUGACACGCUACUCCGGGACAUCGCAAAGGGUAUCGGCGCGAGCGUAUUGGUGUCGAUGAAGGAGACGGCGAACAACGCGGCGAUAUAAUGGCAUCCAGGAAGCCGACCAAGUACGACGAUUCGUAAAAUCGCGAAGAUGGAAUUGCGAAAAGGCUCCUGGAAGAUCGUGAUUCUCGUGUGUGCGUUGGUCAUCUACUUGUGGAUGCUCUUCGUCGAUCACUCGCACGUGUUAACUGAUACAUCGCAGAAAAUCACACUGCAGAAAACGCGAGUUCCCUCAAGGACUGUCUUGUACCAAGGUUCCGAUCGAUCUAGGAUCGAGGACGUGCCUCCGGAUAGCCGGACGGAUUCGAAGAAAUCGCAAUCUCUCUCACCCCGAAACGUGAGCGGUACGCUCGAAGGAGGUAUAUCGGAGUAUCAGACACUUAAGCAACAGGGUCUGCUACCAAGCCGGCAAUUACCGACCGCUCUGAUAAUCGGCGUGAAGAAAGGCGGAACGAGAGCCCUUUUAGAGUUCCUGAGAUUACAUCCCGCGAUUCGCGCCGCCGGCUCCGAGGUUCAUUUCUUCGAUCAUCAUUACGUUAAAGGAUUCCGUUGGUACAGACGCAGAAUGCCCCCAACUCUGAUCGGUCAGAUCACCAUGGAGAAGACGCCAUCGUAUUUCGUGACAAGCGAGGUGCCGAAAAGGGUGAAGCACAUGAACACAGGCAUGAAGCUGAUCGUCGUGGUGAGGGAUCCCGUGACCCGGGCAAUCUCCGAUUACACACAGGUGAAGAGUAAGCGUCGCAAGAUGCCACGCUUCGAAGACCUGGCCUUCCUUAACGGAUCGAAGAUCGUGGAUACUUCCUGGAUGCCUCUGAAGAUUGGAGUCUACGUACGGCACCUGGAACGGUGGUUGCAAUAUUUCCCGCUGUCUCAGUUUUUAUUCGUAUCCGGCGAACGUCUGAUCGCCGACCCGGUGACGGAGGUCACUCGAGUGCAGGACUUCCUGGGUCUCAAGCGGGUGAUAUGCGAGAAACACUUCUAUUUCAAUGCUACUAAGGGCUUCCCUUGCUUGCUCAAGUCGGAGGACCGCGCAACGCCGCACUGUCUCGGAAAAAACAAGGGUCGCAGUCAUCCCUACAUCGACCCCAUGGCAGUUCAACGUCUUCGAGAUUUUUAUCGGCCAUUCAAUCAGCGAUUUUAUCAAUUGGCGGGUAUGGAUUUCGGCUGGUACUAAAAUCCACGCGUAUUGCAUACAUACAUAUCGUAAGCAGGAACGGAGUCAAUUGUCGUCAAGUACUUGUUACGAUAUCUAUUAUCCUGAAUAUCCUGAUAAUCUGAUAAGAAUACAUACAUAUUACA